Neurospora tetrasperma FGSC 2508 is the source of this 265-nucleotide messenger RNA. RefSeq lists its product as uncharacterized. Bases 20 to 235 code for a protein of 71 amino acids. NCBI's taxonomy places the organism in Eukaryota, Fungi, Ascomycota, Sordariomycetes, Sordariales, Sordariaceae. The record is from RefSeq and is a predicted model, not a curated record. The transcript has a single exon.
AUCAUGUCAAUCGUAUUUUAUGGAUAGCACAUCUCAUUUGAAGGAUCUGGAGGAGGUUGCAUGGCAGUUUCGCACUGAUGAGCGUACGACCGUGACACGGAAUUGGCAGUGGUUCUUCAGCUCUUGGGACUCGGGAUGGGACCGUGUUUCAUAUUGUCGUGGCGGCGUAUGCAGAGGGUUCGGCCGUCGAGCUUCGAUGUCAUGUCCCGUCCUGGGGAGCCUCAGCCAAAUGUAGCGACAAUUACCAGUCGGCACCGUUGAUUGU